AAUUACCCACCGACUAUUAUCUGGCAAUCAUACCGCUAAACACAUUCACAAAGGUGCUUUGUGUUAGAAAUAAAAUAUAAAUUUGGAUAUAAAAUGUCUGACUCUGAGUUAGAUGGACUUGAUGAUAUAGAGCAAGAGGAUUCGCCUCCAGCCAGUGUCAGUGGACCAUCCAUUUUACUCAAGUCUCCACCUAGACCAGGGCCUAAAGAUGAAGCCUAUGAAGAAAAACUGGAAAAAGACAGAAGCAACAGAUUUAACUUUUUGCUUAAGCAGACAGAAUUGUUUGCCCAUUUCAUGCAGACAGGUGCUCAAGCUGGAGGGGGUGGUCCCACCAGUCCAUUAAAAAUGAAGGGCAGACCCAGAUUAAAUAAAAAUGAUGAAAAGUCUAAGCUUGUGGCAGCUGGGGAUCAUCGCCAUCGAAGAACAGAAGAAGAAGAAGAUGAAGAACUUCUAACAGAAGCCAAGAAGUCUGGAAAUGUUCUUCUCCGUUUUGAAGCCAGUCCUUCAUAUGUUAAAGGAGGAGAAAUGAGAGACUAUCAGAUUCGGGGUUUGAACUGGAUGAUUUCUUUAUAUGAAAAUGGCAUUAAUGGUAUCUUGGCUGAUGAAAUGGGCUUGGGAAAAACACUACAGACUAUAUCUCUUUUGGGAUAUAUGAAGCAUUACCGUAACAUACCCUCUCCACAUUUGGUCAUCUGUCCAAAAUCAACUUUGGCCAACUGGGAGGCAGAGUGUGAGAGGUGGUGUCCAUCUCUUAGAGCUGUAUGCUUGAUUGGUGAUGCAGAAAAAAGGGCUGCUUUUAUCCGAGAUGUGUUAGUACCAGGUGAGUGGGAUGUCUGCAUCACAUCCUACGAAAUGUGUAUCAGAGAGAAGUCAGUCAUGAAAAAAUUUAAUUGGCGCUACAUUGUCAUUGAUGAGGCCCAUAGGAUCAAGAAUGAAAAAUCUAAAUUGUCAGAGAUAGUAAGAGAAUUUAAAUCAACAAAUCGUCUACUGCUGACUGGUACCCCGCUGCAAAAUAACCUUCAUGAGUUAUGGGCCCUUCUCAAUUUCCUUCUGCCUGAUGUGUUCAACAACUCUCAGGACUUUGAUGCUUGGUUUAAUGCGAACAGCUGCUUUGGUGAUCAAGAGCUUGUUGAGAGAUUACAUGCUGUACUCCGUCCAUUUUUACUCAGAAGAAUCAAAUCUGAUGUGGAGAAAAGAUUGCUGCCUAAAAAAGAAACCAAAGUUUUUAUUGGUCUAAGCAAAAUGCAAAGAGAGCUCUACACUAAAAUUUUAAUGAAGGAUAUUGAUGUUGUUAACGGUGCUGGUCGCUCUGACAAGAUGAGACUUCUAAACAUUCUCAUGCAGCUGAGAAAAUGCUGCAACCACCCUUACCUUUUUGAUGGCAUGGAGCCAGGUCCCCCAUACACAACAGAUUACCAUUUAGUUGAGAACUGUGGAAAAAUGGUUAUUCUGGAUAAACUAUUGCCAAGAGUGAAGGAAAAUGACUCCAGGGUUCUUAUCUUCAGUCAGAUGACAAGAAUGUUGGAUAUCCUGGAAGACUAUUGUUUCUGGCGAGGAUAUGAGUAUUGUAGAUUGGAUGGCCAGACACCACAUGAAGAAAGACAGAAAUCUAUUUCAGACUUUAAUCACCCAAACAGCACCAAAUUCAUAUUCAUGUUGAGUACCAGGGCUGGUGGCCUCGGCAUUAACCUUGCCACCGCUGACAUUGUCUUACUUUUUGAUUCUGACUGGAACCCACAAGUUGAUCUGCAGGCCAUGGAUCGUGCUCACCGUAUCGGUCAAAUGAAACAAGUGCGAGUUUUUAGAUUUAUUACAGAAAAUACUGUAGAAGAAAGAAUUGUGGAGAGGGCUGAAAUGAAAUUGCGCUUGGACAAUGUGGUCAUCCAGCAAGGUCGGUUGGUGGACCAGAAUACAAACAAACUUGGGAAAGAUGAGGUGCUGAACAUGAUUCGACAUGGUGCUAGCCAUGUGUUUGCCUCUAAAGAGUCUGAGAUCACAGAUGAAGAUAUUGAUGCUAUCCUUGCCAGGGGUGAGAAAAAGACAGAAGAGCUGAAAGAGAAGAUGGACCAACUUGGUGAGAGCAGUCUGCGUACUUUCACCAUGGACGCCCCUGACAGUGUGUACCAAUUUGAGGGUGAGGACUACAGGGAGAAACACAAGCUGGGUACCAUUGGUGCCUGGAUUGAACCCCCAAAGAGAGAGCGCAAAGCCAACUACGCUGUGGAUGCUUACUUCAGAGAGGCCCUGCGUGUCAGUGAACCUAAAGCCCCCAAGGCUCCAAGACCACCCAAGCAGCCUAGUAUUCAAGAUUUCCAGUUUUUCCCACCUAGGCUGUUUGAGCUGUUAGAUAAAGAAAUCUAUUAUUUCCGCAAAACUAUUGGAUACAAGGUGCCUAAGAAUCCUGAGUUUGGUGCUGAUGCUGACAGAAUCCGCAAGGAAGAACAAGCAAAAAUUGACCAGUCUGCUCCACUAGAUGAAGAAGAGCUUGCUGAAAAGGAAACUCUGUUGAAAGAGGGCUUUACAAACUGGAGCAAAAGAGACUUCCAACAGUUCAUCAAGGCAAAUGAAAAGUUUGGCAGAGAUGACAUAGAGAGUAUAGCCAGAGAGGUGGAGGGGAAGACACCAGAGGAGGUGAAUCAGUACAGCAGUGUGUUCUGGGAGAGGUGCAAUGAGCUGCAGGAUAUAGAGCGCAUCAUGGCUCAGAUUGAGAGGGGUGAGGCCAGGAUACAGAGGAGAAUAAGCAUCAAGAAAGCUUUAGAUGCCAAGAUGUCAAGGUAUAGAGCACCAUUCCAUCAACUCAGAAUCCAGUACGGAACAAACAAAGGUAAAAACUACACUGAAGAGGAGGACAGGUUCCUGGUGUGUAUGCUACACAAGCUGGGCUUUGAUAAGGAGAACGUCUACGAUGAGCUGAGGCAAGCUGUCAGACAGGCUCCCCAGUUCAGAUUUGAUUGGUUCAUUAAAUCAAGGACGGCUAUGGAGUUACAGAGGAGGUGCAACACACUGAUCACCCUGAUAGAGAGAGAGAACAUGGAGCUGGAGGAGAAGGAGAAGGCUGAGAGGAAGAAGAAAGGCAAAGGUGCACCCAAGGGGGUCAAGAGGAAAAAUAAUGACACACCCACUAAAACCAGCGCCAAGAAGAAGAAGGCGUAGAGUUGCAUAGUUACAACGUUGGCUACGAUGGAAUGAGUGCGGGCUGGCGUGUUUUGGUUCUUUUAUAUUGUGCUAAUGUGGAGUGAUUGCAGCCUGCCGUGGAAUGACUGCAUGUUGGGGACGUUUCUUACACCGGCACUCUGAGAAUCUCAAAGAACAUGUUUUCAUGAGCUGCUUUACACACAUUGCCAUUAGUGUAGGAUCAGUUUUCAUUCAUAACGACUCCUUUUCAUAUCUGUCAUGUAUAUAAGAAAACUGUCUUUAAUUCCCCCCACCACAUUGAAUAUUGUCUCCAUCUCUUAAUUUUUGAUUUAGAUAGGUGCUAAAUGGGUUUAGGUAGCUGCACAAGUGCUAAAUGGCUUUUGGUACCUGUACAGCUGCCGAAUGGCUCGUUACCUGUACAUGUGCUAAAUGGUUUAGUACCUGUACAGGUGCUAAAUGGCUUUUGAUACAUUUACAGGUGGUAAAUGGCUCAUGUUACCUUUACAUGUACUAAAUGGUUUUUUAGUACCUGUACAGUGGCUUUAGGUAAGUACUUGUGCAGCUACUUGACAAUUUCCCCUAUUCUGAUUCACCAAACAGUUCAUUAUACAAGUGUACCCAAAUGUUUUAAUUGGCAGCAAACACAAAAUGUUGGUCUUGGGAUCAUUAGGUGCAUUGAUCUGUAGAAUUGAAUUUAAAAAUUUAUGAUGGGGAGUGAAUGAUUAAAUGUUUAAAACCCAUUUUUGAUACAUCCUUGUAUUUUAGUAUCAUUGCCUCAGAUAUUUAACAUUUAUCUUGACAAAAUUAUCGAUUUUUUUUUAUGAUGAUUUUAUCACAAACUGCUUUUAGUCGUGUGUACAUGUUUUAUUUUCUCAGAAAUAAAUGUCGAUUUAUUUGAAUUAAAUAAAACUUUUAAAACUAGGCUCAGUCUGUUCAGUGAGGUAAUCAGCUGUUGUUUUUUUACUGAAUAUAUCUGUUGUGGUUGUAAAUAAAUCUGUUUAUAAGAAUAA
Physella acuta is the source of this 4145-nucleotide messenger RNA. RefSeq names its product SWI/SNF-related matrix-associated actin-dependent regulator of chromatin subfamily A member 5-like. Gene Ontology annotation, biological process: nucleosome organization. Lineage: Eukaryota; Metazoa; Mollusca; Gastropoda; Physidae. The record is from RefSeq and is a predicted model, not a curated record. Gene Ontology annotation, cellular component: chromatin; nucleus. Gene Ontology annotation, molecular function: ATP-dependent chromatin remodeler activity; nucleosome binding; DNA binding.